CAAGCGACGCCACAAACACCUCGUCGUUCGUGCAGGAAAGAUGUCCACGAUGAAUGAUCUUACAUUGGAUCAGGUACUCAAUUUGCGUCCAGUGCAGGACUCUCUUAUUGCCAACAGAGAAAAUUACAUUAAAAAUUAUCGGAAGUUCGUAAAACAGGCUUAUACCGCAGAACUAAAAAAUUUGAUGCAGAGCGAGUUCGACCGAAAUGAUGUGAAGCUGAAAAUUCCUGAACUGCCAUCGCUAAACUAUCAACCGCAGGAGUACAAGUCAAUGCUAUCGAUGGAUAAAUUGAUUGAAUAUUACGAUGCCACCAUAGAGGGCUUCUCCUUGCUGUAAGCGCGCUCCGAUCUGUCCGUUUUGCCAUUUAACCAACAUUUAUGCAAAUGGCUGCGGAUAUGUUGCAAACACUCAAGGGAGGGCGAAAGACUCUGCAAAUAAUCAAAUUUAAAGCUAACUACAUUGGAAGUCGCCCUGAUUCUUACGUGAAAAAGAGGUAUUAUAGGUCGCUCCCGGAAGAGAUUUCCCUUAGUGCGUAGUAUUAGCAUAUACUUUAUAUCAAGCUGUAAAUAAACAAUAGCUUAAAUAUCAAA
Messenger RNA from Scaptodrosophila lebanonensis, 591 nucleotides. RefSeq lists its product as uncharacterized. NCBI's taxonomy places the organism in Eukaryota, Metazoa, Arthropoda, Insecta, Diptera, Drosophilidae. The record is from RefSeq and is a predicted model, not a curated record. The coding region runs from base 41 to 337 and encodes 98 amino acids. The transcript is spliced from 4 exons.